This is a messenger RNA of Frankliniella occidentalis (western flower thrips), 526 nucleotides long. RefSeq lists its product as uncharacterized. The record is from RefSeq and is a predicted model, not a curated record. NCBI's taxonomy places the organism in Eukaryota, Metazoa, Arthropoda, Insecta, Thysanoptera, Thripidae. The transcript is spliced from 3 exons. Bases 17 to 466 code for a protein of 149 amino acids.
ACGCCCGCGCCCCGCCAUGGCGGUGCACCGUCACGGCGGCGUCCGCCUUCUUAAGGGCGCCGAGGACGGCGGAGGGCACAACGACUCCACCCGGUCUAGCAACAUGUCCCGCCUUGCAGUCUUCGCUCUCCUCGCCGCUGUCGCCGCGUGCGCCGUCGCUGGCCCACCACCGCGUCCCCAAGGCCACGGACCCCACGGCCCCCCAGCACACCACGGCCUGCGCGCCUGGCUGCACGCCAAGGAGGCCCAGCUCCACCAGUGGGGCCACGCCGAGAAGGCCAAGCUGAAGAACGCCUGGAGGCAGAAGGUCGUCCCCCACAUCGUCCAGCUGGAGAGGAAGCUUGGCGCCGAGUGGCAGAAGAAGGCCCCCCAGGUCGCCGCUCUCCUAAAGCAGAAGGCCGGCGCCGCCUUCGACAAGGCCGUCAAAUUCGUCUCCCAGCAGGUCAAUAAGAAGCUCCAGGGUUGAGGUUGAGAGAGCACCCCAAGCAAGCACGACCACGAAAAUAUAUAAAGACUACUAACCAUA